This is a messenger RNA of Myxozyma melibiosi, 844 nucleotides long. RefSeq lists its product as uncharacterized. The transcript has 3 exons. The record is from RefSeq and is a predicted model, not a curated record. Bases 88 to 351 code for a protein of 87 amino acids. Lineage: Eukaryota; Fungi; Ascomycota; Lipomycetes; Lipomycetales; Lipomycetaceae.
CCUCUGCGCAUAAAAUCAGUCGACUCUUCCUCUUUUAUAUCUCUUUCCCUCCAUUUCAACUCAUUCUCAUAAACAAAAUCACACACAAUGGUUGCUCCCCGCUCACGUCCUGGUCCAAAUAUGCGCCGAAGGGCUUACGUCCGGCCGUGGUACGUGACCGCGACCGAUAUCGCUCAUCGGUGCACUGUGCUCGCGCUCGUCGGCGGAACCUUGUACUACACCGCGUUCACCUUCCGCAUGCUCUACUUGAACCACAAAUACAGAAAAGCUGAUGGAGAAGAACGGAAACGAAUGGACGAGAUGAGAAAUGCUCAACAACUCCCGGAGCCAGUGAAGGAAGCGACAGAGUAACCAGUCAGCCUGAUCUAUCCCAUCAUUCACGCAAACACAACGACAAAAAUCAUUUACAAACAACCUGUCGAGGCCAGUAGCAUCACAAUCGGCCUCUUACGCUUGCUUUCAUUCAAUUCUUUUCUCUUCUUUUUCCCUGUUCUUGUCUAUACUUGGGAUCAAUUCGUCUGGCGUCAUUUCGUUACGAGUUUUCUUUGGUUUUGUAAUAUAUUUUUACAUUUAUUUCUGGUGCAGGUCCGUUGUGGACGUCGACUCGUAGCUGGCGGAUAUUUGAAGAGUUAUUUGAAGAGCUGUGAAGACAUAUGAAGACAGAAUAGCCUGGGUGGAUUGAGGAUGAUGACGGAAGUAGAUCAGUGCUUUGUCUGGUCUCUCAGUCUGCCUGUCCUGCAAUUAGUCUCUGCUGCUUUACACGAUAUCACUACUUUUGUACAUACAAUUAAAUCCUCCAUACUUCCAUCUGUAUUGUAUUGUAUUGUAUUGUAUUGUAUUGUAU